Scylla paramamosain (green mud crab) is the source of this 4172-nucleotide messenger RNA. RefSeq lists its product as uncharacterized. Gene Ontology annotation, cellular component: plasma membrane; synapse; neuron projection. NCBI's taxonomy places the organism in Eukaryota, Metazoa, Arthropoda, Malacostraca, Decapoda, Portunidae. Gene Ontology annotation, biological process: chloride transmembrane transport; nervous system process; chemical synaptic transmission. The transcript is spliced from 7 exons. Gene Ontology annotation, molecular function: transmitter-gated monoatomic ion channel activity involved in regulation of postsynaptic membrane potential; chloride channel activity; excitatory extracellular ligand-gated monoatomic ion channel activity. The record is from RefSeq and is a predicted model, not a curated record. Bases 5 to 3385 code for a protein of 1126 amino acids.
CUUCAUGUGGCUGCUAGUGUGUCUUCAGACCGUCAGGGUGAGGGGUGCGUGUCUCUCUCUCUCUCUCUCUGUAUUCCUGUUUAUAUUCGUCUGUCUGUGUCUGUCUGUCUGUUUGUCUCUGUCUGUCUGUCCGUCUGUUUUUAUAUUUGUUUCUCUUUCUAUCCAUUUGUGUUUAUCUAUCUAUCUAUGCAUCUAUCUAUCUAUCUAUGCAUCAAUCAAUCUAUCUAUCUAUCUGUGUAUCUGUCUAUUUAUCUAUCUAUCUAUCUAUCUGUCUAUCUAUCUAUCUAUCUAUCUAUCUAUCUAUCUAUCUACUACCCAUCUACCUAUGUAUCUAUCCAUCUAUCUACCUACCUAUCUGUAUCUACCUACCUAUUUAUCUAUCUAUCUAUCUACCUGUCUACCUGUUUACCUGUCUGUCUAUAUGCUUAUUCACCUGUCUUCCUUACACCUUCUCUCUCUCUCUCUCUCUCUCUCUCUCUCUCUCUCUCUCUCUCUCUCUCUCUCUCUCUCUCUCUCUCUCUCUCUCUACAGAUUGGACCGAAUGAAAACCAUCCUGGGCGUGUGGGCGUGGGCGUGGGCGUGUAUGGGUGUGACCUGCGUGGACGAGGACCCUACCUGGACGACCCCAGUGACCUUAGAGAUGGAGGGCGUGGUGCUACAUGGCGGGCAGGACGCGGCCAUGUGCGUGGACCUCAAGCCGCGAGAGGGCGUAGGCGGCGUGGAGGAGGGCGUGGCGGUGUGUGUGAGGGUGAGGGUACACAAGCUGGAUCCCCUGGCCACCCUGCUCACCCUGACGCGGCCCGCCCCCUCUCCCUCUCCCUCUCCCUCUCCCUUUCCCUCCCUGGUCGUGGAGGUGGGUCACCUGGGGCUGUGGGUCGCCACUGCAAAGCGAGGAGACGCGCCGCCCACCAUCUCCUUCUUCGAGCCACGCCUGCCCCCAGGGGUGUGGCGCCACCUGUGUGUACAACAGCGCCCAGCGGCAGCCAGCCGCGGCGUGGCGGCGAGGGACACACUGGCGACGCCGCGGCCCGCGGGGGAGCAGGACGGCCCCCGCUGCUUUGUGGACGGGGAGGAAGAGGAGGUGGUACCUGUGGCACCCUCCCCGGGGCCCGAGGAUCGCUGCGGGGGGGACCCCAACAGCUGCCCAGGGAGCGUCUCGCCAGCAGAGAACACCACCGCCAGGGCAGGCCUGUGGAGGCUGUGUGUGGGCGGCGGGCGGCGUCCCGUGCAGGGGCAGGUGGCUGACCUGCGGGUGUGGCCAGGGAAGCUGGGGGCUGAGGAGCUGCGGGACGCCUCCCGCUGCCCGGGACGCCCGCCUCCCUCUCAGGCCCUGCAGGUGGCUGGGGAGUGGCUGCCCCAGGGCGGUGCCGCGCCCGCCACCUUCCCCCUGCGGCAGGUGUGCGGUGCGGCGCCGCGCCUCGUGUUGGUGCGACCCGCCGGCACAUUCCGCGGCCACGGCGUGGUGUGCGCCGCCCUGGGCGGAGCCGUGCCCUCCGCCGCCGUGCUGGCGCCCGCCCUCGCCACCACGCUCGCGAGCCACAACGAGUCGUGCCGGGGUCCCGCGGGGCUGCUCUCCUGGGUGGGCGGCAGUCCCGUGGGCGGCACGGCGGCAGAGGAGACCUGCCCCGCCCUGACGGCGGGCGGCGCGGCGCAGGCGGCGUGCGUGCGCCAGCUGCCGUGCUCGGUGUGCACCGUGCCGCACGCCGCGCUGUACCGCCUGUACGGCCACGACGGCAGCCUCUUCGACCACACUUUCUUCCUGCAGGCGGAGGGCGGCCGCCUCGCCUUCCGCGGCGCCGGCGGGUCGCGGCUGGAGCGGGAUGGCGAUGGCUGGCGCCUGGUGUCGGAGCUGCACGGGCGCCGCUGGACACUGGCUGAUGCGCCCGUGCCGGUGGGACGCCGUCUGUGGACGGAGGGCGCCGCGCAGACGGUGCUGGCGCUGACCGUGUGCCGCAGCGGACAGUUCUGCUGCAGCGACGGCCAGUGCGUGGCGCAGACGGCGCGCUGUGACUACAUCGUUCACUGCCGCGACCGCUCUGACGAGGCGGACUGCAGCGUGGUGGUGCGGCCCCAGGGAUACGACCCCUACUACCCCCCGCCGCCGCGCCCGGGGGAGGAGCCGCCCCUGGACCUGCCCUACCACAUCGACGUGUACUACCUGAGUGACGUGACCACGGAGCGGGCGCGCGCCGGCAUGGACGUGGGCGUGACGCUGUUAUGGUACGACCCGCGCCUCAAGUUCCUCAACCUUAAGCCGCACAUCAAGAACUACUUCCCCUGCGACCUGGUGUGGACGCCGCUCGUGCGCGCCGUGGCGGGGCUCGGCCCGGGCUUCAUCCUCAAGACGGACGACUAUGAGAAGUUCUGCUACGCCUACGCCAGCGACGAGCUCACGGCGCGGCCCCUCGCCGACCCCUUCAUGGGUCACCACGCGGAGGGCACGACACACGCGGUGGAGGUGUACCUGGGCGUGCUGGCGUGGCUGCCGUGCCGCUUCCGCCUCUACACGUAUCCGUUUGACGAGCAGCUGUGCAACAUGUCCUUCGUGAUGUCCAACGCCCCGGGCACUCGCGCCUUCACCAAGUCCUCGGCAGGCCGCUUUGUGCCCUACCUCAACGCCCGGCGCGUGCUGCUGGAGUACGAGGUGCACGCCCUCACCACGGAGGUGGGCUCCUUCCUGCAGGGCACAGACAACAACACCUACUUCGCCCUCACCUUCCACCUGCAGCGCCUCUACGGCUACCACAUUACCAACAGCUACUUCCCCUCGCUGCUCAUGUUCUUCAUCUCCUGGGCCACCUUCUUCUUCCAGGUUGAUGACUUCACAAACCGCAUCAUGAUCGCCCUGACGGCACAGCUUGUGUUGGCAGCGCUGUUCACCUCCACCACAGAGUCCUCCGUCAGGACGCCCUACCUCAAGCUGAUUGACGUGUGGUACGCCGCCGUCAUCACCUUCUGCUUCGUCAUCGUCAUCUCCCAGACAGUCAUCAAUAUGGUGCUGCACGCCUCGUCCUCCUCCUCCUCUUCUUCCUCGUCCUCCUCUUCGUCCUCCUUGUCUUCUUCGUCUGUCGUCAAAAAGCUCGCAGUCUCGCACCGGCUGAUCAAAGUACAACCCUUUACCAUCCUUCCUUAUUCUCUUACUGACCCUGACGACCACCACCACCACCACCACCACCACCACCACCACCACCACCACGACCCCACCAUCAAGAGGGGCACGAUUCUGGACGACUUUAAGCUGCCUGGACUGGAUAGAGCAAUUCGGUGGAAUUCUAUAAUGCGUGUGUCCAUCCUAUGUGCUUCUGGCGUGUUUCUUUUGUUUUAUUUGAUGGUGUGUAGUGGUGUGUUUAGGAUCCCUGGGAGCUUUACCAUUGAAUCUGAGUGAGUGUGUGUGUGUGUGUGUUUGUGUGUUGGGUGCGAUAAGGUGUGUUUGUGCGUUUGUGUUUUUGUUUGUUUUCGUUUUGUUUAUUUCAUUUUUUUUCUCUCUGUUUCUCUUCUUGUUUUCUUUUUUUAUAGUUUAUUUCUUCUUUUUCUUAUUGUUUUCUCUUUUUUUUUCCUCUUCUUCUUUCGAGAGUCGUGUUUACUCUAUUUUCUUCACCUUUCAAGAGUUGUGGUGGUGGUGGUGGUGCUUGCGAUGGUGGUGGUGGUGGAGGUGGUGGUAGUGUUGGUGGUGGUGGUUCUAAUCCUAUUAUGGAUCGCAUAGAAAACGACGUGAAGGGAUUUGAGCAACAAUGGUGGCAGCGGUGGGAUUCUUACUGUCUCGCCUCACUCUUGAAUAUAAAUUGUCACGUAUUCCUCCUCCUCCUCCUCCUCCUCCUCCUCCUCCUCCUCCUCCUCCUCCUCCUCCUCCUCCUCCUCUUCCUCCUCCUCUUCCUUCAGGCUUAUACAAGUUAUUAAUAAGCUUACCUGUAUUAUUUUCUUUUCUUUCUUUUCCUUCUUUCUUUCUUUCUUUGCUUAUUUUCUUUAUUAUUUGUUCAUUUGUUGUUUAUACAUAUAUAUUUUUAUUUAAUGGAGAUGUUAUUGUUGUUUCUAUGUAUGUGUGGUUUCUCUCUCUCUCUCUCUCUCUCUCUCUCUCUCUCUCUCUCUCUCUCUCUCUCUCUCUCUCUCUCUCUCUCUCUAACCCAUUCACUCUUUUCUUUCUUUUUUUUUAUUUGCACACAUUCCUCCUCCUC